Cylicostephanus goldi is the source of this 798-nucleotide messenger RNA. The record is from the annotation of a GenBank genome assembly. NCBI's taxonomy places the organism in Eukaryota, Metazoa, Nematoda, Chromadorea, Rhabditida, Strongylidae.
AAGAAGAAAACCAAACAACCUGCAAAUGAAGAUGUACGCGAAGAACCGCUCUUGCAAGUGCCCGAGAAUGACGUGGAUGCAGAGAUGUCUGAUCAUAACGAUGAAGCUGCAUCAGAUGCAGGCGAAGGCCAUUCGGAUGUGCCUGAAUUAGGAGAAGACGAUGAAGAAGAUCAGUCAAAUGUUGAGAAAAAGCAGCGGAAGACCGGGGUGUUGUACUUUUCAAGAAUCCCUCCGAAAUUUACUCCAUCACGAUUACAGGAAUAUUUUGAGCGUUUUGCUCCUGGCCUGAUAGGAAGAGUUCAUUGUACUAAAAACAAGAAUGCGAAGACGAUUGAGAAUCGUUUUUCGGAGGGUUGGUUGGAAAUCAAAAAGAAGAAAGUUGCCAAAAUGUUGGCUGCUCGAUUUGAUAACACACCUGUGGGAGGCAAGAAAAGAGACUAUACGUCAAGCGUAUUAUGGAACAUCAAAUAUCUCAGCUCCUUCAAAUGGGUGCAUCUCAUGGAGCAGUUACAAUUUGAACAUGCGAUAUCAGCUCACCGCAUGUCUGCUGAAAUAGCACAAGCUAAAAGAGUUGCUGCUUUCUUUGAAGAACAGGUUGAAAAAGGACGGCAUUUGAAAAGACUAGAAGAAAAGGUGAAAAUUUGUUUGGCACUUAAAGCCAAUGGAAUGUGGAAUAAAUUUCAACGUGAAAUUGAGCAAAGGAAGGUUGUCAAGACGAAACGAAAAAAGCUGAAGUCGAGCCAGUCUCAUUCUGCAGCUAAGGACGAUGACGUGCUACAAAUGAUCUUUGCUGAAUAA